Caenorhabditis elegans is the source of this 2419-nucleotide messenger RNA. RefSeq names its product F-box domain-containing protein (gene fbxa-111). The transcript has 4 exons. The record is from RefSeq and is marked reviewed. Bases 36 to 902 code for a protein of 288 amino acids. NCBI's taxonomy places the organism in Eukaryota, Metazoa, Nematoda, Chromadorea, Rhabditida, Rhabditidae.
GAAAGUUACGGCUCUUCAUCUAAUUUCCCAAAAAAAUGACCGAAAACCUGACGAAACAGUUGAAUUCUUGCAAGAUCGCCCACGCUCCCUCGCUAUCUGGUAUGCCAUUGGAUAUUAUCAACAGGAUUCUUGACAAGUUGGAUCCAAUCUUUCGAUUUUCUCUCCGGAGAGUGUGUCGGAAUCUGAGAAACGUCAUUGAUAACAGAGACCCGGAAAUUGAGCAAGUACAUGUUCUUUUCCAGUCAAACCAAAGUGUUCUUACUAUCAACUCAACAUUUGAGUUUGACUACAAUCUGUAUGCUAUACUGGAUGAUUUGGCAAGUUUGUGGAAGAACCCGAAACUUCAGUUGAAAUCAUUUUAUGCCUCAACAUCAGGAAAACAUCAGGAAACUGUAGUGGAUUCGUUUGAGGAAAUUGCUAGAUUAGAUUAUCAGAUUCACUGCAAACAUUUUGGACUUUAUCUGUUUGAAUUUGAUGAUGUGUUAACUUUCUUGCCCCUUUUUAAACCUGGAAUUCUAGAAGAGAUUGUCAUAACUACGUUCGAGCAAGUAGGAAACGAUGAAGCAUUUGAUAUAAUUGAAACGGAACAAUGGAAACAAGCAAAAUCAAUUACUUUGCAUUCAAUGAACAAAUUGAGUUACUUCACUUUUCCCAUUGAAGACCUUUUUCAUCUGUGCAAAUUCUCUGUGUCACUAGAAGAAUUAACAGUUUUUGAUGCACUUAAAAUCAGAAAUAUUCUCCUGAAAUCCGUACAUUUUGAAGCUGGUCAAAUCAAUGUAAAAAACAAAAUCCAGGAUGAUGUUUUGAGAGUUUUCAACCCAGAAUUCAACGAUAAUAUUUUUCGCUAUGACAAUUUUGAACUCACUUUUAAGUUAAAUUCGUUGAACGUUAAAAAGAUUUAAAGAAAUCUUUUCUAUUCUGGUUGAUUUUUUCAAAUGAAAAUUAACAAUUUGUUUGAAAAAUAUGCCGCUUCAACUUCAGAAGUACACAGUUAUUUUCUGUAAAGCGUGAAAAAAUGGCAUCUUACAAGAAUACAACUGAUUCAUUAGGUUGGUCAUUUUGGUCUGAUCAGUCGUUCUCUGAAAAAUAUUGAGAGAUAAUGAGAGAAACACUGAGUAAAUAUGAUACACAGACAAUCCCUUGAAAAAUAGCUCAUAGGUGUUUGUUAAACAAUGAACAUUUUUAAAGUGGGUGGAGCUUGUUAGGUUUUGUUGCUAAUAGUAAAUUGAAAUUGCUUUUAUUUUUUCUAAUUUAAACUUUCAAAAGGUUCACUUUUUUCUAGAAGUCUCUAAAUCUAAUUUUUCUUUUUGACACGUUCCUGAACUUUCUUCAUAGAAGUUUCAAGAAUGUUCCAGAGCAAGGUUUCUGAUAUGAUAUUUUGCUCACUUGUGCGUGCUCUUCGUUUAUCAAGUGUGACAAUAUUCUCUGUUAGUUUUCAGAACCCGAAAAAUGACCGACAACCUGCUGAAUCAGUUGGAAUCUUGCAAAAUGUUAGUUUUUUUUUCAAAUAUUUUUUACCCGAAACGCAGAGAAAGCAACAUCAUAAACAUAUCUAUGUAGAUCAAAAAAAUUCCAUGCCAAUUUCUAAAACCAGCAAGAUUGUUGACAAAAUGGAUUUCAAAAAUAAGUAAUAUAACCUCAGUUUUUGUCAUUUGAAUCAAGAUAACAAAUUUUCAGAUGUAUUCUCCGCGGCGUGUGCAAAUCGAAGAAAAAUACUCAUUUGGAUUCACUCCUGGGGUGUUUAUCAGUGUUGAUGAAGAAUUCGGAACUUCAGUUGGAUUCAUUGGAUAUCAUAGUUUACCACAAUCAUAACACAAUAGUUAAGUGGUUCGAAGAACUAGUCCAAUCGAAAAAUCAGACUCACUGCAAACAUGUCCAACUGGUGGCACCUGGAGUUCAGCGUAUGUUAUCUUUCUUGUCCCAUUUCAAACCUGAAUUUCUCGAAACAAUCAUUAUUGCACAAAAUGGAGUGGAGAAUUCGGGAGAAAUUUGUAAAUUCAUUGAUAUAGUUGAAUCGGAACAAUGGAAACGAGCGAAAUCGAUUUAUGUCUAUUCAAUAAUCUCCUCCAAUUUUCCAAUUGAAAACCUCUUCCAUCUGACCGUUUUCUGUGUUCCGUUGGGAGAAUUGGCAGUUUCUGAUGCAAUUAAAAUUAGAGAUGUGAAUUUAAGUACUUUUAAUAUUUAAAUUAAUCUAAGACUUGUUUCCAGAUUCUUCUGAAGUCCGCUCAUUUCGAAUAUGGCCAAAUCGAUGUGAAGGAAAACAUUCCGCAGGAGGUUGUGAGAGUUUUUGUUCCAGAAUUCAAUGAUGAAAUCCCUCGCUAUCGUUCUCGUGGGCUUGAAUUCAAAGUCGAUCAAUUUCAACUCACAUUCAGCUUUAACUCGGUGAUAAUCAAAAAGACUUGAAGAAACCUUUUUAUUU